AUGUUAAAGUUGCAGGAGAAAGUGAUCUUAUGGCAUAUGCAACAUGACCUCAACAUAGCUAAUGAUAUCAACAAACGACAAUUCGGCUUUAAGAAGGGCUGCUCCACAGAAGCGGCACUUCAUAAAGUUACUCACACCAUUGAGCGCAGAAUAGCCAAGAAAGGAUAUGUCCUAGGUGUCUUUCUAGAUAUAGAGGGCGCCUUCGACAAUGUCUCGUUCAAGGCUAUCUCUGAAGCAGUCAAGGCCACGAAAGUGGACUUGGCUACAGCACAAUGGAUCAUCAACAUGAUAGUCAUGUUUACCUGGAAUAGUAAGUGGACUCUAAGACCUAUAACAGUUGGCAACAACAUUAUAGGUCUUUCCAAGUCUGCUAAAUUUCUAGGAGUGACCUUGGACAGUAAACUCAACUUCAAUGAACAUAUCAUCAACACCACCAAAAAAGCCACGGCAUCCCUCAUGCAAUGUCGAAGAGCUGUCGGCCCUACAUGGGGUAUGAGCCCCAAAACAUGCAAAUGGAUGUACACGGCUGUCAUCCGUCCAAUCCUAUCCUACUGCUGUAGUAUAUGGAUCAGGGCCACUCAAACGGACUAUAACGCGAAGAAACUCAAACGUGUUCAGGCAUUGGCACUCAGAAUGAUGUCUGGUGCCAUGCCAAGCACACCUUUUAUCGCAUUGAAUCACCUCACCGACACUUCUGACAUCAUACUGUUCCUGCAAGGCGAAGCAGCAAAGGGUGCGGCCAGGCUACAAGCUUAUGGCAGCCUCACUCUUGAAACUAUCGCUUUCAGGAAGGGAACUAUCAAAAAUCAUACCACUAUCAACAAACAAUUCAUGGCAGACCUCAUUAUCCCACCUAGAGCAACGAGAGACCUAACAACACCAACCAUGAUGCUGGGACGGCACUUCACCGUCACAACUCCUGGAGCCGAUACCACUGAAUAUAGAAAUUCACUUCAAAACACCAUCGACAACAUUACCAGUGAAACGAUCACCUGCUACACUGACGGGUCACUCACAGACUCAGGAUGCGGGGCUGGCUAUAUCAUCACAACUGACAACAAUAACACCACCCUUGAAGAAAGAUCAUUCAAGCUCCCUGAUUAUUGCACUGUAUACCAAACAGAGCUCACCGCUAUCAUUGAAGCUUGCAAAUAUCUAUCUACAUAUACCAACACACACAUCAUCAUAUGGUCUGACAGUCUAUCAUCUAUUCACGCUCUCUCCGCACUUUCAACGCGGAGUAGAACUACAAGAGACUGUUACGACUCUCUUAAUUCACUCGGAUCCAACAACACGCUAGAUAUACGAUGGAUUGCAGCACACAUCGGAUUGUGGGGGAACGAAAAAGCAGAUGAGCUGGCCAAGCUUGGCACUAUCAGCGAAUCCACUUUGAGGUGUCCAAUUCCACAAUCCUACAUCAAGCGUCAAAUCGACAACAAAGCAGAGCAUCUCAAUGCUAUCCUCUCGUGGGCUAUCAUGGCCCAGCCUCUCUAA
Bolinopsis microptera is the source of this 1494-nucleotide messenger RNA. RefSeq lists its product as uncharacterized. Gene Ontology annotation, biological process: DNA replication, removal of RNA primer. Gene Ontology annotation, molecular function: RNA-DNA hybrid ribonuclease activity; nucleic acid binding. The transcript has 3 exons. The record is from RefSeq and is a predicted model, not a curated record. NCBI's taxonomy places the organism in Eukaryota, Metazoa, Ctenophora, Tentaculata, Lobata, Bolinopsidae. Bases 1 to 1494 code for a protein of 497 amino acids.